AUGGUAGAAAAAGAUGAUGACCCAAGUCACUUUCUUAAGGAGCAGCUGCUGCCUAAACAAGAAUAAAGUAUAUUUCAUAAUUUGAUAAAGAACUUUUAAUUACUUGCUAUUUUAGACUACAAUUUUUCUGCACUAAACUAAAACUCACUGCUAGUGUUUGGUUAGUCAACGAACCCAUAAGAUUAAAAUCAGGCUCUUAAGUCUCCAUAAUUUAGACAAUCUGACUAAACUAAUUAUGAAUAAGUAGGUGACCAGUUUACUUAACAAAAAGGUGUAUCCCGCAAAAAAUUAUCUGAUUAGUAUAAAACUAACCCAGGAGCUCCUUAAUAAAAGAGAAGAGAUCUUUAGAAUGUAAUUGAUCCUCAUAAUUUUGAUUCUCAAAAUUCUGAUAUGCAAUUUGAAUCUAAGAACAUAAAUCGUAAUUUGGUCGUAGAAGACAUUAACUAAGAUGUUUAUCAAACGAAUAAAGGUUCAGGGAAUAAAGAGACUCUCAUAAGAUUUGAGGACUUGAAUGAGAGCCAACAUAGUUUCUCAGAUGAGGAAAGAUAUCUUUUUAAGUUAGUGACAAAUAACAAGCAUGAGUAAUUAAACGAGUUUUUAAAAGAUAAUCCAGCAAUUAAUAUAACUAAACUAUUCGAUGGAUAAGGUUAUACCCUACUACAUUUGGCGACCUACAAAGAUUCUCUAAAAUCAGUAAAAAUCUUGUGUGACCAUAUACUUAAUCAUUCUUUAAUUCCUAACAGAGAUGAUCGUAAAAAACUAUUAUAAGGAUGGAUUGGUCUUCAGACUUAAAGUGAGGAGGGUUUCACUGCUCUGCAUUUCGCUUCCUAUUAUGGAAAUAUGCCAUUAAUUAGAUUUUUAAUCGAUAACGGAGCAAGUGACCAAGCUGUCAAUAAGCAUAGAAUUAACAUGCUUCAUGUUUCAGCUUAAGGAGAUCAACCUGCAGCUUUAGCUUUUUACAAGAUCAAAGGUAUUGAUAUUGAUAGUAGGGAUAGUAAAUAUAGCACACCUCUACAUUGGGCUUGUUUCUCAGGAGCUGAUGCUUCAAUUUCUUUUCUGUUAGCUUGGAAUGCUGAUGUGAAUGCUUAAGAUUAAAACGGAUUAACACCACUUCACCUUGCAAUUAAACAAGCAGACGAUACUAAGAGCACCAGAGCGAUUAGGCAUUUGUUAGUAAAAGGAGCAAAUAGAAAUCAAGAAGAUAAACUUGGUAGAACUCCUCUUACUAUAGCAAAAGAAAUAAGAGAUCCAGAAUUUAGAGACCAGAUAAUCUCAUUCUUAGAAGAGAAAAACAAUUGUUAAUGCUUUAUGGUGAAAACUCCUUUAAAAAGAAUUAAAAAAAGUAGAGCAACAGUGAUUAUGUACCUAUUUCUAAUUUUAUUCAGCUACGCUGUUAGUUGGCUUUACUUCAAUAUUGAAAUUCAUAUGCCUUACACGUUGGACAAAGCAAUUCAUAUACUUUUUGGACUUUAGUUAUUUUUCUUUCUGAUUUCUUGGCAGAGAGAUCCUGGUUAUCUGAAGUAAGACAAAUCUAUCAAUUUCUCAACUACUAUCGAGAAAAUUCAACAUCAUUACCUCUGUCCUGAUUGCGAAGUUAUAAGAACAGAUAGAAGUAGGCAUUGCAAUAUUUGCAAUCGCUGUGUAGAUAGAUUUGAUCAUCACUGCCCUUGGAUUAAUAAUUGCAUUGGUGUUAAUAACCAUGCUUAUUUUUACAUGUAUGUAGUUUUUACAACUGCUUACAUUUUCGCUACCAUUUACUUGAAUCUGAUAGUCAUUUGGCAUGGAAUCUUUUAAGGCGAGUAUAUGCAUGAGGACCCUCUAAUUCCAUUUGGUAACUACGAAUUUAGAGAAUUUAUCUAAGAUGUUAUAGACGAUUAUAAUUAAGAAAUAAUUCUUAGUCUAGCCCUUUUUAUGGUUGGACUUGGACUCUUCUUUUUAUUCCCAUUGAUAGUACUAGGGUUUGUCUAAACCAAAAACUUAUUGACAAAUCAAACUACCAGUGAGAGAUUCUCAAACAGAAGACCCUCCACCCACCAAAAUAAGUAAUUAGCAAAUGGUCAAUAAUCAUAAACUGAUUCUAAUGCCAUUAAAUCUUCUUCAUAAACAUCCUCUGAAACGUUUAAUAGAAGAAGAGGAUUCUUGAUAUCAAAUAUAGCUAACUGCUAUGACAUGUGUUGUACAUCAUAGAGGGACACUUAAAUAAUGCUUCUAGAAAAAAGAAGGAUAAGUAUUCCCACUAGCUAUGACAAACCUUGA
Stylonychia lemnae is the source of this 2256-nucleotide messenger RNA. The record is from the annotation of a GenBank genome assembly. Lineage: Eukaryota; Ciliophora; Spirotrichea; Sporadotrichida; Oxytrichidae.